AUGCCGCAGAGAAAAUCCUCGGAUGUUGCAUCUUCUGCUGGAAGCACCCCAGCUCCCAAACGCCGUCGAAGGCGGCCCGCUCGGUCUUGUGAGCAAUGUCGGCGCCGCAAGAUUCGAUGCAAUCUGGGCCAACCCUGUAACGGCUGUGUUCGGGCUCGGGCACCAAUGCAAUGUUCUUACCGUGACAGGAGCCCUGUUGCAGUGAUUCGGACUUCUGAAGUCUGCACCUCGUUUCCUGUUUCGGGUAAUUUUCACCCCGUCGAGAUUGAACCAUCAUGGGAGGAUGCCAAAUCCGACUUCUACGACGCCUUGAAAGAAGCUCGCAUCCUACGUUUUGGUCUCAAGAAACAGAACUUUCCAACACUAGAUCAGCCCAUCCAGGACCUCCGUGAGACCUUACCCUCCAAGGUGGUUUGCAAUGAACUCAUUGCUUGUUAUCUCCGCACAUUCGAACCCCUGUAUCGCAUCGUCCAUAUCCCCUCCUUCCAGAGAGAGUACGACCGGUUAUGGGCAGGCGAGGAAACACAACCUGUUCCAGCUAUAUCUCUCGUCAGACUGACCUUGAUUCUUGCCAUUGGGACUACCUUUGCCAAGUUUGACGCGGAGGAAGAGAUGAACCAGUUGUGGCGACUUGCGCAGACAUGGGUUCAGAAUGCCCAGUGGUGGCUCACAGGUCCAAAUGAAAAAACCACUUACAAUCUUGAUGGUCUGCAGAUAUUCUGUCUGCUAAUCAUCGCCCGCCAAUCGACCUUUAAUUGCCGCGGAGCAACGUCAUGGCUGUCCUCAGGCUCUCUACUACGCGCCGCCAUCACUAUGGGCCUUCACCGUGAUCCAAAGCUAUUUGCUGGGUUGACGCUCUUCCAAAGGGAGUUUCGAGCUCGACUAUGGGUCACUGUGCUGGAGUUGGCUGUCCAGUCAUGUCUAGAUCUCGGUUUGCCACUGCAGCUUUCAGAACAAGACUUUGAUGCUUCCAUCCCAUCCAACUACGAUGACUCGGAUUUAGAGUUAGCUUCUCCAGGGGCAUCAAAACCGAUGGACAAAUUUACAGACUCGUACCUGCAAAUAAUGCUGGCAAAAUCUCUGCCUUUGAGAGUUGAAGUCAUAGGCCUACUGAACGACUUUCGACAAGAGAAAACAUAUGAAAAAGCACUAGCUUUGGGAUCACAGCUGCGCACCGCGUGCCGAGAUGUCGCUGCCUUCUUCCAUUCAACGCAACAUAAUCCGGUGAGCAUGCGAAAGGGAUCAAGCAUCGAGGCGAAUGAGUUCCAUCGCAAGCUUCUCGACAUACAUCUUCGCCGGUUCGUUAUGUUUCUUCACCGCGACUUCAUGCUCCAAGCAAGGACCGAUCCACGGUUUUACCUUUCUCGUAAGGUAUGUGUUGAGUCUGCCCUGGUCAUCGCUUCUGAGAGUAAAGGCGCCGAUUUUAGCUUGCCGAUGCAGGUAUGGGAUGACUUCUCUCGCUUGUCUUUCGUUGGACGUGGUCUUUUCAAGUGUGCAUUGAGUUUUGAUGCCAUGCUCAUCUUGGCCCUCGAGAUCAUCACUGAACUUCAAGAUGAGUCGGCACCAACACACGAACCUGAUAUUCUCGGAGAGAUGGCAAAAGCUACCCGUGCUCCCAUGAUCAACACCCUCGAAGAGAUAUAUGUGCAACUUCGCUGCAUGAUCGUACGGGGCAACCUCAGCCUCAAGAGACUCCUUUUCUCAAAUGCUCACUUGGCACAUAUUCGAGCAUUGGAAGCCGGCCGGCCUGUUAAGCCGGCGGUACAUGAGACUGUGACAUCGACACUCCGCGAUUGUGUGGCAAUGCUCAAAGACAUUCAAGCAGUUACAACACCCCAUGAAUCAGUGAUAACUUCGGAUAGCCUGAGUAGCGACUUUCUUGGUACGGAUAUUUUCUCAAAUGUGAGUGAUGCUUCGUAUAGGGAGUAA
Molecule: messenger RNA, 1929 nt
Organism: Fusarium musae
Lineage: Eukaryota; Fungi; Ascomycota; Sordariomycetes; Hypocreales; Nectriaceae
Exons: 2
Coding region: 1-1929 (642 amino acids)
Biological process (GO): DNA-templated transcription; regulation of transcription by RNA polymerase II
Cellular component (GO): nucleus
Molecular function (GO): DNA-binding transcription activator activity, RNA polymerase II-specific; zinc ion binding; RNA polymerase II cis-regulatory region sequence-specific DNA binding
Source: RefSeq, a predicted model, not a curated record